Molecule: messenger RNA, 1306 nt
Organism: Panicum virgatum (switchgrass)
Lineage: Eukaryota; Viridiplantae; Streptophyta; Magnoliopsida; Poales; Poaceae
Product: MADS-box transcription factor 56-like
Exons: 8
Coding region: 335-1036 (233 amino acids)
Biological process (GO): positive regulation of transcription by RNA polymerase II
Cellular component (GO): nucleus
Molecular function (GO): DNA-binding transcription factor activity, RNA polymerase II-specific; protein dimerization activity; RNA polymerase II cis-regulatory region sequence-specific DNA binding
Source: RefSeq, a predicted model, not a curated record
CUCUACUCUCUCUCUCAUGCUUCCCCGCGUCCUCGUUUUACCCCCUCGCCUGCCGGUCGCCUUGCACCCCGUCCACCACGAAACGGCCGCCGCCUCCACCACCACCUCCUCCUCCUCCGGGCCACGCAGCAUCCCCGCCCUGCCCCUAUAAAUCCACCCAAGCCUACCGCGGCUACAGUUUGACGCACGCGUGCGCGGGCGGCCUGGCAAGCGCUAGAAAGGAAAGCCGAGGCGGCGCGGCGCGGCGAGCGAGCGGCCCACCACCGUCGACUGCCUAGCUCCUUGGCUUUGCCAUUUUUGCUUAAUUGGUCGGGGAGCGGAGGAGGGAUCCAGGAUGGUGCGGGGGAAGACGGAGAUGAAGCGGAUAGAGAACGCGACGAGCCGGCAGGUGACCUUCUCCAAGCGCCGCAACGGGCUGCUCAAGAAGGCGUUCGAGCUCUCCGUGCUCUGCGACGCCGAGGUCGGCCUCAUCGUCUUCUCCCCGCGCGGCAAGCUCUACGAGUUCUCCAGCGCCUCCAGCCUCCAGAAAACAAUCGACCGCUAUAAGUCAUAUACAAGGGAAAAUCUCAGUAACAAGGAUACACGACAACAGGAUAUACAGCAAGUCAAAGCAGAUGCCUUAAGCUUGGCAAAUAGACUUGAAGCCCUUGAAAUGACCAAGAGGAAGUUUUUGGGUGAAAAUUUAGAAGGCUGCUCUGUUGAAGAACUGCAUAGUUUGGAGGUCAAACUGGAGAAGAGUCUCCACGUCAUCAGAGGAAAGAAGACCCAACUGCUGGAGCAGCAGAUAGCCAAGCUGAAGGAGAAGGAGAGGACCCUGCUCAAAGACAACAAAGAAUUACGCGAAAAGGUAGCUGCAACCAAGCACUUACUGCAACGCCCCGUUCAGCCGCCGCUGGUGGCUCCCGCCGUGACCCGCUGCCUCCCUCCGUGGCUGCGCAAUCUGCCGGCGCCUUGCAACGACGGCGUGGACGUCGAGACGGAGCUCUACAUUGGGUUACCCGGCAGGGAGCGCUCCGCCAACGGGGAUUCGGGGUGAAGCACUUGCACAUACGAUGCAGCAGCUGCCGGCGAUGCCUGGUGGGUUCUCUUCGAGCCCAUGCCCAUAGGAAUAAGCUCUCUGCAAACACCAAGCCACCAACGAACCGUCAGAUCGAUCAGCUCAGAGUUUUUAAUUUUACUUGCAACUACACAAGCUGUCUAAAAAAAAUCAAGCUGUUUUGUAUUGCAAAGAUGGAUGGAUGGAACAACCCUUCUGAGACCUGAAAAAUCCAUGCAGCAUUUACCCAGAUUGUGAUCUCUUCCUUCA